Dufourea novaeangliae is the source of this 966-nucleotide messenger RNA. RefSeq names its product histone-lysine N-methyltransferase SETMAR-like. Gene Ontology annotation, molecular function: nucleic acid binding. The transcript is spliced from 2 exons. NCBI's taxonomy places the organism in Eukaryota, Metazoa, Arthropoda, Insecta, Hymenoptera, Halictidae. The record is from RefSeq and is a predicted model, not a curated record.
AUGAAUAAAUAAAAAAUUCGCGUUGUUUUCAAAUAUGAGUUCCGUCGUGGAACUAAUGCAGCCACAGUACAUCGAUGGUUUGAGAACUACCAAUCUGGCGAUUUUGAUCGUCAAAAUGAACCACGUGGGCGACCUGAGAGCAAGGUGUAUAAUGAUGAGCUGAAAGCUGCAUGGGAUGCGAAUACAUCUCAAACUACGUGUGAAUUAGUAGCAAGGUUUGACGUUACUAUUCCAGCAAUAUUAAACCAUUUGAAACAAAUCGGUAAGGUUAAGAAGCUGGAUAGAUGGGUUCCGCAUGAAUUAAACGAGCGUCAGAAGAGAAAUCGUUUCGAAGCUUGCCUUUCUUUGCUGUCGCGACAUAAAGGCGAACCAUUCUUACACCGUAUUGUUAUAUGUGAUGAAAAAUGGAUUCUUUUCGACAAUCUCAAGCGUUCGGCACAAUGGUUGGAUAAAGAUGAAGUGCCAAAACACACUCGGAAACCGAAUAUUCAGCAAAAAAAGCUAAUGGUGUCUGUUUGGUGGUCCAGCACUGGUGUUUUCCAUUACAGCUUAAUGAGACCUGAUCAAUCGAUUACGACGGAUGUCUACUGUAAUCAAUUAAACAAAAUGAUGAAGGAGCUUGGGACUAAGCAGCCGAGAUUGGAGAAUAGAGACAGGCCAAUCCUCUUGCAGGACAAUGCUCGACCACAUGUCGCACGACUAACUUUGCUCAAACUAUAGGAGCUGGACUUGGAAACUCUCUGUCACCCACCGUAUUCUCCAGACCUUGCACCAACUGACUACCAUUUCUUCCAGACAUUGGACCACUUCUUGCAAGGAAAAAUAUUUAAUUCUCAACAAGCCGUAGAAAACGCCUUUCGCGAUUUUAUUACCACUCACUCUCCAGGCUUCUUCGCUGCCGGCAUUAACAAGCUACCGUUAAUAUGGCAAAACUGAAUCGAUAGUUUCGGCGCAUACUUUGAUUAA